CAUCCCUGGAUACCAAAGACAACAAUGAGGCUCUUCACAUGUUGGUUGAUGCUACUUCCGCUUGUGACAGCAGCCCCGAUAAGAGCUCCGAGAGAAAAUGUUUUAAGCUUUCUCAACGAUGCACUUGGAGCAGCCACUGAAAAGGCCAUAUCUGAAAACAUGACAGCACCCAAAAAACCUCCAAUCAUACCAGAGGAAGAGGAUUCUCAAGAUGUUUCCGAUGAUCAAUCUAAUGAGCGUGGCAACCAAGAUGCAUUUGCAGAACCUGGACUAUCUGAUGCAAACCUUGGAGAUGUUAGCAGAGACGACAGCUUCGAGGUUCCUCAGACAAAAGAAGUUGUUCAACCGCUAACCGUGAGGCAGGUGGAAGCAGCCAUUGUGGAUGUGACCAGCAUGGCAUCUCCCGAUCAUCAAAGCGGCGAGCAUGCUGAUCUGGACAGCGAGGAAGACGGCGUAGGAGUCGCAGCUGUCCAAGGUCCAGGGAAAGCCUCACCUGCAGGGCUCAGCUUGUUGGGCCAAAGUGGAGAAUUAGACAGUUUGGAGGAAAGCAACGUGAGACCUGCUACGGUGGUCAGACAAAUGGACUACGAUGAAACAAGAGAAUUUGUGAGUUCUGAGACACAUCCAAUUGCCAAGUAUCCUGUCAAGUCCAGCCAAAAAAACCUUUGAUGGGAACAUGCCUAGAAGUAUUUUUUUUUUAGCAAACUUCUUUGUAUUUUGUUGUUGUUUUUACUUCAUAAUUCUAUUUGCAUGUAUGUAGUUUGUCCUGCAGCCACGAGGAAUACAACGUAGACUAGAAUUGUUUCUCUUCAUCCUGGAAAUGACUCACAGAUGUUGACUCACAGAAAGCAGACAGCUUGAUUCUAAGUAUACUCUUCCUAAAAUAAGACACAACAUUUAAAAUAGUCUUAAAAUGUGUGUCCUGUUAGCAGAUA
Molecule: messenger RNA, 935 nt
Organism: Nerophis lumbriciformis (worm pipefish)
Lineage: Eukaryota; Metazoa; Chordata; Actinopteri; Syngnathiformes; Syngnathidae
Source: RefSeq, a predicted model, not a curated record